AUGAAUCCCCAACGAAAGGGCCUGUAUAAGCAAUUAGCGCCUACAAGUAUUAGGCUCUUUCGGCUCAAUCCCCAACCAACAGACAUCAGCGUUGGGACGCUUGAGCAAGUGAGAUUGGACGAGGCACCGCCCUACUACGCUCUCAGCCACUCCUGGGGCCAGGAGACUACUGGCUCCGAUAUUGUUUUAGGACGUAACAAGCUCACCCUGUGCAAUGACCUUGCCGUCGGGAUUCACAGGCUUCGCAUGAUUGCAGCAGACCCUGAGAGCUGUGAACCUCCUCUUGACUAUAUAUGGAUUGACAACAUCUGCAUCAAUUUGGAUGAUCCUAAGGAGCGGUCUGAGCAAGUCCAGCUUAUGUGUAGUAUUUACUCCAAGGCUGUCAAGACCCUGAUCUGGCUCGGGCCAGCUUUUACAUCAUCGUUUGAGGUGUGGGGUUUGGUCGGAAAUAUCUACAGCAUAUUUCGAGCUCAUCAUCCCACUAGCCAGUCAAUCGAUGACGUCGCAGGUCAUAUCUACUCAGACGAAUACCACAUCAAGUGUGGACUACCUAGCUGGAACCAACCGGUAUGGAGUAGCUUCCGGAUGCUACUGGAACUCAGGUGGUUCUCAAGAAUCUGGGUAGUCCAAGAGGUGACCCUCUCUGCCUUAGACCCAAUCAUCAUCCACGGCGAGCAUCUGAGAUCGUGGGAAAGUCUCGCUUGGUGUGCCUCAUGGCUACGUCGAAAGGGCUACGCAAGGCAUCCUCAAAUCCCCCAGCAAAUCCUCAAUAUAGAUGCGAUUCGCCUUUUGCGACAAUCUACAGUCAGAUGGCCUCUGGAUGCACUAAUGUCUAUCACACAAAUCAAAUUCCACGCUACAGAUCAGAGAGAUAAGGUCUAUAGUUUAUUCGGCCUGGCGUCAGAGUGUGAAGACCUGCUCCAGACACCAGAAGGACUCAAGCCCGACUACACUAUCACUGCCGAGCAGGCAUACUGUAGGGUCAGUCGGUGCCUUCUCGAGCGGAACGGAUCACUUUCUUUCUUUACACGAACACGUGGGACAACAGGGAGUCUUACCAGAAAAGCUCGACGACACGAACUGCCAGCCUUGCCAACGUGGUGUCCUGAUUGGAGUGAUUUCAACCAACACAAUAAGAGGAUUCGUGUCAGCCUCUCUUGGAUACACUCUUCAGACAAGUCUCAGCCUGCCAGGUUGGGCUUUCCAGCGAAUUACAAUGCCUCCUCGGGGAAAAGGGCGAAGCUGCACAAGUCAUCAGACGACUCAACACUUCAGCUUGACGGUGCAAGAGUUGACACUAUUGAACGGGCCGUCUGCUAUAAUGCAACAUGUGUUUCCAAGGAAGAAUUUGCGGAGGGCUUUGCAUCUACUAUGGUGCGCAUCCUGGAGGCUGCAAUGUUGCUUUUAACGCCACAAAACGUCACAGAGUGGUUGAACAACUUUAUAAGAACUACCACUGCAGACCAGCACCGCCUAAAUGGACGACUAUGGGACCAGACAGUCGCAGAUGGAUCUAGGUAUCUUUUGGAUCUCAUACAAGAGAUCUCUGAUCCUCAACCUUUCAGCAACGUGAUUGCACAGCUAGUAGACGCAUUAAACAGUACUUUAUCAGGCGGGAAUCCAGCAGAAUAUGCUGCACUCGCUCGCAACUUUGGCUUCAAUAGAAGUUUCAUAAUCACUCAAGACGGGCGAAUGGGACUUGGUCCGUCAGAUUCACGUCCCGGUGACGACGUCACAGUGCUACUUGGUGGCGAGGUUUUAUAUAUUCUGAGACGUACGGGUGAACAUUUCUCAUUUGUGGGAGAAUCAUAUGUUGAAGGACUUAUGGAUGGACAGGUUAUCGAGUUAUGCCAGAAGGAAAGAGCACAAAUAGAAUCUAUCACCUUAAGGUAG
Molecule: messenger RNA, 1893 nt
Organism: Fusarium verticillioides 7600
Lineage: Eukaryota; Fungi; Ascomycota; Sordariomycetes; Hypocreales; Nectriaceae
Exons: 1
Coding region: 1-1893 (630 amino acids)
Source: RefSeq, a predicted model, not a curated record